AUGAUAUAAUAAAUCUUAGUCAGUAGUUUAGCAUUACUCUUCAUUCCAAUUAGUGCAGCUAAUUCCAAGAAAUGCCCUUAGUAUGUGUGCUCUGAUAAUGAGGUCUCAAAUGACGUUUGCGCCUACAAACUAAGAACUUUAGACUUUGAUGAAAAGAUCUAUAUCACUUCUUGCAAACCUGGCUUCUCCUGCCCAAUUGAAGAUAUUAAGAAUUCCGAUGUCACACAAGUUAAAUGCAAACCUACAGACAAAAAACUUCUAUUAGACUACAAUCACUAUGAAAAUGAGUAUCAUCUGAUCUCAUCCAGAAUGCUAAACUCAGAAUUGAGUUUUGAACAUCCUUUGCUAAGCCAAUCUAACAGUAAAACGUACUUACCAGGUGAAGCUUGCACUCAAAACUCAGACUGUUUCUCAAAUACAUGCACUACAAGCGGUGUGUGCAAUGGAAAGAAACAAGAUGAAGUCUGUGAUUAUGCCACCAAUGAAGAUAUAGAAUGUGAUGUUGGAUAUUAUUGCAAUAAAGAUAAAAAAUCAUGCUAGAAACAGGUAGAGGUUGGCGAAGCUUGCAGCGAUACAAUCAAAUGUGUGAAUUGGGGUGUGUGCAAUAAAGGAACCUGCUAUUAAAGAAGAUCUUUAAAUGCUUCAGCUGAGAUUGAGGGACCUAAAUACAGAGAUGUUUGCUACAACUUUUAUGCUGUGACUGAGGAGGAUGGAAAAACUUACUGCUCACCAGGACCAUACUUGAAUAACUCUCAUGUUUGCAAGAAUAUUGAUGACAAAUGUUAUUACUUUAGACUUGGCAAUGAAGAAGGUACUUCUCAUACUGUCACAGAGUCAGCAGAUUGCUAGUGUGGCUACGGAUAGAAAGGAAACGCAUAUUGCCCUUUCAAAGAAGGUGAUGAGUAAUUUACUAAGACUCUAGAUUUGGCUUACAAUUUCUGGAUUAGAAAGCCUAAAUGCCACAUCAGCAAUCCUCCAGGUUGUCAAGAAGCUAAAAAUACUAAGGGUUACUACACAAUUGUUGGGUCAAGACUUGAAUUACUCUAUGGUCAUGAACUCAUGGAUAACAGUGAAUGUUUUAAAUAAGUUGGAAAGCAUAACAGAUAUUGGAAUGAGGUCAGAACUAAGAUGGCUGAUGAGAUUUAAAAGGAAAGAGAUGACGACGCUGCAGUCCUAAAUCUUGGUCUUAGCAUUCUAUCAUUAGUUGGAAUUAUCGUCAUGAAUGUAUGA
Stylonychia lemnae is the source of this 1230-nucleotide messenger RNA. The record is from the annotation of a GenBank genome assembly. Lineage: Eukaryota; Ciliophora; Spirotrichea; Sporadotrichida; Oxytrichidae.